Messenger RNA from Gymnodraco acuticeps, 2916 nucleotides. Its product is annotated as L-amino-acid oxidase-like. Gene Ontology annotation, biological process: amino acid catabolic process. Lineage: Eukaryota; Metazoa; Chordata; Actinopteri; Perciformes; Bathydraconidae. The transcript is spliced from 11 exons. The record is from RefSeq and is a predicted model, not a curated record. Bases 1 to 2061 code for a protein of 686 amino acids. Gene Ontology annotation, molecular function: L-amino-acid oxidase activity; polyamine oxidase activity.
AUGGAUCAGAUUGUUCAUCUGUCCAAUGCUGCGGUCCAAAUAAUCGCUCCGGUCCUGAGACAGGGAGGCGGGAGCGUCCUGCUGAGGAGUAAUCAGCGACACGCCAAACACACCCAGAUUAUUGGCCGCUGCCGCCAUCUGUGCUCCGAGCCGGAUUAUUUUGUCCCGUUCUUUUCGUCUGGGUACAAGAGCCAUGCGCUGCAAGGAGAUCUCUGGGUGUGCUCUGUGGCUCUCAGAGCCCGCUUCUCUCUGGCUGCUCUCUCCCUGUAUUCACAGCACUUUCCCCAGCUUUCCAACACUAAUUACUGGGGAGCCAUUCUGCAGAGCGAGUCCACUAAAGUCAAGAAAGCUGAACUCAUGGAUCCUCAGACAGUGAUGUGGAAAUCCUGUGUCGUGUGGCUGCUGCUGCUCACUCUGUGCCUCAGAAACACAUCAUCAGCUGCUGUGAGUGUGGAGGAACAUCCGGAUGAACAUCUGGAGAAACAUCUGGAGGAACAUCUGGAGGAACACCUGGAUGAACAUCUGGAGAAACAUCUGGAGGAACAUCUGGAGGAUAAUCUGAAGGAACAUCUGGAGGAACAUCCGGAGUAUAAUCUGGAGUACUGUCUUCACGACACAGACUACGAUGUACUCCUGAAGACGGUGCAGAGCGGCCUUCCUCACAUCAACUCCUCCCAUCACGUGGUCAUCGUCGGGGCCGGGGCUGCAGGACUGACGGCUGCAAAGCUGCUGCAGGACGCCGGGCACCAGGUAACCAUAGUAGAGUCCAGUGAGCGUGUUGGAGGCCGGGUGCAUACCCACAGGAACAAGACGGAGGGAUGGUACGCUGACCUUGGAGCCAUGAGGAUCCCCAGCUUUCACCACAUCCUCCUCUGGUUUGCUAAAGAACUGGGAGUGAAGCUGAAUCCAUUCAUCAUGGAGGACCUGAACACGUUCUACCUGGUGAACGGGCUGCUGAAGAAGACGUACGCUGUGAAGGCUGAUCCAAACAUCCUGGAGUAUAACGUGUGGAAGAGCGAGAGGGGGAAGUCUGCAAACCAGCUAAUGCAGGGAGCUAUGCAGAAGGUGAAAGAUUAUGUGAAGGCACAUGGCUGCAAAGCUGCGCUCCAGAAGUACGACCCGUACUCUUUGGAGGAUUAUCUGAAUGGAGAAGACUUGAGUAAGGAGGCGAUAAGGAUGAUCGGAGACCUACUGAACCAAGAUAGCCUGAUGAACAUGGCUCUGACCGAGGCUAUCUACAUCCGUGGCGACGUCAGAAGCACCAUCAAGUACUUCGAGGUGACGGGCGGGACUGAUCUGCUGACCACAGCUUUCCUCAAUGUCCUCCACGUCCCAAUCCUCCUCAACUCUAAGGUGAAACGUAUCCGCCAAUCAGAUCGAGGGGUCAUCGUGUCCUAUCAGACCGAUCGAGAACUUCCUCUUAUUGACCUUCAUGCUGACGUUGUCCUGGUGACCACCACGGCCAAAGCAGCCAUUUUCAUCGACUUUGAUCCGCCUCUGCCCAUUAAAAAGAUGGAAGUCAUGAGGGCAGUCCACUACGGAAGCUCCACUAAGGUCAUCCUCACUUUUAGAGAGAAGUUCUGGUUGGAGGACGGCAUCCAUGGCGGGCAGAGCAUCACCGACGGUCCUUCUCGGUUCAUCUACUACCCGAGUCACAGUUUCCCGACCAAUAAAGACAUCGGGGUUCUGCUGGCUUCCUACACCUGGGCCGCGGACUCCGUCCUCUUCAUGGGAGCGAGUGACGAAGACCUCAAGGAGCUGAUGCUGAGAGACUUGGAGCGGAUCCACGGGAAGAAAGUGAGGGCUCUUUGCACCGGGGUGGUCGUGAAGAAGUGGAGCACCGAUCCUCACAGCCUGGGCGCCUUUGCUCUCUUCACUCCCUACGAGCAUUUAUACCAGUACGCCGAGGAGCUGUUCAAAAGUGAAGGCAGGAUCUACUUUGCCGGGGAACACACCGCCUUCCCUCACGCCUGGAUCGAGACGGCCAUGAAGUCCGCGAUCAGGGCGGCUACUAACAUGAACGAAGAGGCAGCGAGAGCUCAACAGCAUCACGAGAUGUAGCGUACCUCUGAGAUACUAAGUUACUUAGUGCACCACUGGCCAAAAGUAAUCAUAUCCUUUAAUUAAACUGUUAUUUUCUUCACAAACCGUUACAAUCAUAACAUAAUAUGGAGAUAUUAUAGAGCACGUUUUUAAUUGAAGAGAGUUUGUAUAUUAUGCAGUAACAAGCUGAAAACACUUAAAACUAUCCAAAAACCCUUAAAACAAAUCUGAAUCUAACAAAAUGAAUUCUAUGUCUCUUAACAUUGGUAAAAAAUGUCUAAGAUAUAAUAAAUAUGGUGCAGGGAUGUUGUAUUUGACCCUGAAGGCUGGUUCCUUUCACAAAAAGCCAAUGGGAUUUCUCAUGUGAUUUUGGAUUAUUACAGAAAAUACAAACACACGUUUAUGAUACUUGGACGUUUAGUUCAGCAGGUUAAUCUCACAUAUUAACACCACCUCUUGAUUUCUGGAGUGAAAAGCUGUGGCCGUGCUCUAAUUCGUUAUCUCUGUAUUUGUGUUGAUUGUAAGUAAGCUUAAGAAUCAUAAAGUGGGUUUCUUUGUAGUUGUAGUCCUGUGUGUGUUUCACAGGGACAUGUUUGACCUGUCAGGAAGGGCAAAAGGUGGAUUUGCAAAUGGUUGAGCACUGGGAGGUUUAAUGGUUUAGUUUAAUGAUGGGGAUGUUUAGAUAAUGCCUGAGAGAAUUGAAGGGUGGGACCAGUUGGAUAUUCUCUCUACAUAUAAUGAGACUGUAAGCUGUGUUCUGGGGUCGAAGCCAUUUCAUCCUGAUGAUGAAGCUGCUCUGUUCCUGCAUUUGGGAUCGAUUUCAAUUCUAUAUGGACUUUCUUUAUUACUUUAUUAAAUAUAACAAAAAACAAA